AUGCCUGCCAAUCACUGUGAUGUUUCCAACGCCUACGCCAAAGCGGACAAGGAGCCGCACCUCCGCAUCUUCCUGCAGAUGCCGCGGAACAUGCUGGUCUCAGAAGAGAGGCUGCAAGCACAAGGUGUUGCGAACGCGAGCGAGCUGGUUCUGGAAUAG
This is a messenger RNA of Peronospora matthiolae, 159 nucleotides long. Lineage: Eukaryota; Oomycota; Peronosporomycetes; Peronosporales; Peronosporaceae. The record is from the annotation of a GenBank genome assembly.